Messenger RNA from Rubroshorea leprosula, 1634 nucleotides. Lineage: Eukaryota; Viridiplantae; Streptophyta; Magnoliopsida; Malvales; Dipterocarpaceae. The record is from the annotation of a GenBank genome assembly.
AUAGAUUUCAUUACCAUUUUCAAAACAUUAAUAAUAGAAAAAUGUCUUAUGGAAGCCAAUACACAAAACAACUAAACAAAACAAACAACACCUCAAAUUAAGGUCCCAUAAAAAAGUACAACUUCAGUAGAAAGUUCAUCCCACAAUUCAAAAUAUGUUUAUCAUAUCUGCAGCAUGAACAUUAGUUUUUCUCAAUCUUUAUAAUCUUCUUCAUCUUGGUUGAAGAAUGCUGCAAUAGGUCAUCAGAUUCUCCUUCCAUGGACUCACAAUUAAAACUCCUCUUUAAUGAAGAUUGGACAUCAUUCGGUGGAUCCUCAUUAUCACCAAUCCUUGCCCGAUUCUGCUCUUCUUCUCCUUUCUUCCCGCUGCAGCCAAAGAAAAAGAGGAACCCAGCCAUGCCUUGGAAAAUUGGUGAGAAAGCUUGGAGGUUUCUCCUUCCUUCUUGCUCUAGAACCUGAAUUGGAACCCAGAAAUUCUCCCCCCUGCAUAAAGCUUUCGGAUCUGCCUUGCUCUGCUCCUCACCGCCGGCUGCUCCUGCUUGUGGGGGGCGAAUUGCUUGGGUUUUGGAUUUGCCGCCGGCCUCUUCCCCCCUGCAGCUCCGGUUUUAGCUGGAAAAUUCUGGUAUGUGACAGCCAUUUAAGGCUUAAAUUAUCCAUUUAAAGUUGCUGCUUGUAAUGUCCAAAUUUGGCUAGGAUAUGGGGGAAAUUCCGGUAGCAAUUAAGAGGGAUUUAAGUGUGUUUUGUUGCUUAAUUCUAGUGAGAUUUAUGUGAUUGAGUGUUAGUUGGUUGUUGUGAUUUUUGGAGAGAAAAUACCGUAAGAUUAGCUAGUGUUUUGGCCAAUUUGUGGGAGUGGAGUUACUGUUCACGUCGGGGUACUGUUCACCGGUUACUGUUCACACCCCGAGGGCCAACAUUUAACGGGGAUUUAAAUGAUUAGUUUGUGAUAUAAGAACGAAUUUGGAGAUAUUUGAUUAUGUGGAGAUUGAUAGGAAUAGCAUCGGGAUUAGGAGUGAUCUUAAUGAUGAUUUCAGUUUGAAUGUGUGAUAGUCCGAUAUUAAUUCUGAGGUGUUUUGAUUAGGAUCCCGAUCGUUCUGUCAGUUAGCAUUGAGAUUGAGUGCUCGGUUUUAUGCGAGUGAGGUAAGUAAAUUUAUGGUAAUGCCCGUAUUGUUUUAAAAGCAUGUUUUGAUUUGUUUUUGAAGUGGUGGCGGGACUAAACCCAUUUUACACAAGCAUAACUGAUUUGAAGUGAAAUGUUUUAUGCUUUUCAUUAAAUUGAGCAUGCCUACUUGAAAGUUUAAAUGACUAUCCUGAUGAUUUGAAAGUGAUUGUGAAUCGUGAUUUUUCUGUUAACUUCUGCCUGUUUUGUCUCUGAUAUGGUCAUGUUAUUCGUGUGCCCGCUAGUGGGAGGUUUAUAAACGCUAGCACAUGUCGACAUGUUACUGAUAGAACUGGUUCGUUUCUGUAACCCUACUAGUGGGGGUUAAACACUAGUAAUUUCUGUAGCUUGUCAAUGGGAGGUUUAUAACACUGGCCGUGACCUAUAGAGGAGACGUCUAUUUCGUUCCCGUACUGUAUCCGUUUUGCGUGAUUGCACAUGUGGCAUGCUAUAAGUUUAAAUAAGGGGCACUCCAUAUU